AUGGCGAGUUCGGGAACAAACAGACGUAUCUUGAGUGAAGUAACCAAACUUCAAGCAUUAGCAUCGAGCAGCGAAUGCAAAUUUCUUCUUGAUAAAUCGCCUGUCGAUGAUCCGUCAUCGAAUGUCAUUCUGGGAAGAAUUUUACCUAAAUCUAACAUUUACAACCAAGCAGCAUUCCAAAUAGAAAUCAAGUUACCAGCAGAGUACCCAUUCAAGGCACCUGAACUUCGGUUCGUCACACCCAUUUAUCAUCCUAAUGUCGAUGAAAAAGGCAAAAUUUGUGUUGAUUUAAUCAACACAUCAGAAACUUUCAAGCCUACAACACCUUUGACUGACGUUGUCAAAGCUGUAGCCAAUUUGAUUGAUAGUCCAAACAUCGAUCAUGCACUCAAUCCUGAAAUCGCUGCCGAAUAUACGCAGAAUAAAUCCACAUUUGAACGCAAAGCAUUGGACCUGAUGGCAUCAAAACAUAUACGUUUACUAAAAGAUCUUGCUCAUAUUGAUGAAACUUUCAAAUCCGAUCGACUAUUUUUCAUAAAGAAAAAACUCGAUGCAUCGACCUGUGAUGCCAUCCAUGAAACGGAUCUCACUCAUCCGAUAUUUAUCUAUACGCCUCAACAAUCGCCUUACCUUGGUGGAGAAUUUGAAAUCGAGAUAAGUUUGCCACUGGAUUAUCCAUCCACGACACCGCGUGUCAAAUUUCGUACGCCGAUUUAUAGUCCUGUCGUUGACGAAUCAGGCACGUUGUCAUGUUUACCGAUUCUUCAACGCUGGCAGACAUAUCCAACAAAUUCCGUCCAAUUACGUGAUAUACUUGUAGAAAUCGAUUAUUAUAUUACACAUUUAGAGGACGUGGACGAACCUCAUCGGCCAGGAUUACUUAUCGAAUGGAAUGAUGAUCCAGCUGGAUUUGUAAAGACAGCUGAGCAACAAACAAAAGAAUUAGCGAAACCACAAAAACGAUAG
Adineta ricciae is the source of this 966-nucleotide messenger RNA. NCBI's taxonomy places the organism in Eukaryota, Metazoa, Rotifera, Eurotatoria, Adinetida, Adinetidae. The record is from the annotation of a GenBank genome assembly.